AUGGCGGCAACCCUUGAUCGAACGCACCCAGACCCGCUAGCGGGCGGCCCAGUUGUUGAUUCGGCGUCUAUCACUCCUCCCCACAGCGCCAACGGAAAGAAGGAUGUCCCAGAAGGGGUUCCUUCCGAGCUAUCGGACCUCGAGUUGGACUCCAAGCCUGCAGCGACCCAUGAAGAGCCUGCUAUCAAACAAGAAGAGCCAGAGGAACAGGUGGAAGAGGACAUCGAGCCUGACCAUUACUAUGGCGGCGGAAAAAUCCCUGUUUUCAAACCAACAAUGGAUCAAUUCCGAGACUUCCAAAAGUUUAUCAACAAGAUUGAUAAGUAUGGAAUGCAAGCUGGAAUUGUGAAAGUGGUCCCUCCAAAAGAAUGGAGCGAGUCACUUUCGCCGCUUGACGAGGCUGUCAAGUCGAUCCGAGUGAAAAACCCCAUCAUGCAAGAAUUCCAUGGCUCGCACGGCACAUACACGCAAGCAAACAUUGAACGUCAACGUUCCUACAAUCUGCCUCAAUGGAAGGCCCUAUGCGAGGAAAGCAAUCACCAACCGCCAGCCCGCCGUGGCGAGAGACGUCGAAACCAAGAGCGAGCAAAUCGCGCGGCUCCUACCCCACGAGCCCAAUCUAGCCGCCCGGAGAGUCAGAAGCGCCGCCCCGGACGACCUGCUAAGCGCGGAAACCAAGCCAAGGUCAAAGAAGAGCAUGCACCCGACGACGCUGAUAAGACUAAGCCCGAGGGCCCCCCGACUCCUGUGUCUCCCGAAUCCAUUCCCGUAGAGCCUAAAAGCGAGGAACUGAGCGAAGGAGAAUCGCUGCCCGCCACCAAACCCAAGGGCCGGCAGCCUAAGUCCGUGACAUCUCGACGAAAGAACAACCGGGGUGAGACAGUGGACCAUGUCGACGAAGAAGCUUUUAAGGCAUUCGACUACCGCAUCCACGACAACGAAGACUACACCGCCGAUCGAUGCGAUGAGCUCGAGACCGCAUACUGGAAGUCGCUCAUGUUCAGCAAUCCCCUGUACGGUGCAGACAUGCCCGGCUCGCUCUUCGACGACUCGAUCGAAUCUUGGAAUGUUGCCAAGUUGCCCAAUCUGCUCGAUGUUCUCGGUCAGAAAGUACCCGGUGUCAACACCGCAUACCUGUAUCUGGGUAUGUGGAAGGCUACAUUUGCCUGGCAUCUGGAAGACGUGGAUCUCUACAGUAUCAACUACAUCCACUUCGGAGCCCCAAAGCAGUGGUACAGCAUCUCGCAAGAUGAUGCUCCCAAGUUUGAGGCUGCGAUGCGCAGCAUCUGGUCUAGCGACGCCAAAAACUGCGAUCAAUUCCUCCGCCACAAGACCUACCUCGUCUCUCCCAGUCUGCUGAAAUCUCAAUAUGGAAUCACUGUGAACCGCCUGGUCCACUACGAAGGGGAGUUUGUCAUCACUUUCCCUUACGGAUACCACUCUGGGUACAAUAUCGGGUACAAUUGUGCCGAGUCGGUCAAUUUCGCAACCGAGAGAUGGCUGGACUACGGCCGGAUCGCCAAGAAGUGCCAUUGUGAGGCCGACAGCGUUUGGAUCGAUGUGGACGAGAUUGAACGCAAGCUCCGUGGUGAAGCCACGCCCGAGUACUACGGCGACUUCGAGAGCGAGUUGGACGGAUUCGAAGGGGCUUCGGAUCUUCUGACACCUCCGCGCAGCGUGCCUGAAAAGGCAUCCUCCACCCGUGGUCGAAAGCGGAAGAUCACGGGCGACGGGCCGAGGACCAAACGAUCCAAGAUCCACCAGGAAGGCCCGCGGGUGUUUCCGUGCUUGCUCUGCCCGAACGAUCUUGACUACGAGGAUCUGUUACCCACGGAAGAUGGCAAGGGCCACGCGCAUCGCCGUUGUGCUUCGUUUAUCGAGGAGACCACGAUUUUGCGGGAUGCGGCCGGUAAUGAAGUGGUGUGCGACAUUGGCCUGAUUCCCAAGGCGCGACUCGGUCUGAAGUGUCUUUUCUGUCGCGAAGUCCACGGUGCCUGCUUCCAAUGCAAUUUCGGCAAAUGUACUCGCGCCUACCAUGCGACAUGCGCUCUCUUGGCCGGUGUUCAGGUCGAACAUGGUUCCAUUGCCGUGAUCGCCGACGACGGCGAGCAAUACGCACUGCCGAAUGUGGAUCUGAAAUGUAAAUUCCACCGCCAGAAGCGCCCGGCCGGAUUGCUGGGAGAAUCGUCUGAUUUGGAUCGUCGUGUGAUUGAGGCCGCUCGCCGCCUGAACUCCGGUGAACUGAUCCAAUUCCAAGCCGACAAGGAAAUCAAUGGAGCCAUUGUGCUCCAGAACCGCCCGGAAGAGCGAACGCUGCUGGUGAAGGUUCUGCCACGAGGAGAUGUGAUUGAAAUGCCCUACCGCUGGAUGCUGGUCAUCCGCAAGAGUAAUUACGCACCCCUUGCGCCGGGAAUUCAACCCCUCCCGGCCCACUUGGUGCGAAAGCCCGAACAGCGAAAGGACUACGAAGCCGCCGUGCCGGUUGCAGGCAGUGCAUUCUGCGACGAGAAAGCUCCCUAUCACUGGGCCGAAUUCGAGACGGUGGAUGCAGCUAGGAAUCAAUUAGCCCCACCGGUUACGGUGAGCAUCGACAGACCAGAGCAGAUUUGGUAUUAUUUGGGCGCGCAGUCCACCGAAAAUAGGGCACAGUAUACGCACAACCCUAGCGUGCCCGUCCACAACCCGCGGGCCAAUUUCCUGGACGUCGUCAAGUCGCUUGGCGUGGCUGGUGCUGCUCGUGCAUCGAAGAUCUCCCCCCACCAUCUCUUCCAUUAUGCUCCCACCGCCCCUGCCCCUCCUUUCCAGCAAAAUCUUUACGCCCAACACCGACCGCAGCUACAACAUAAACACUCCUUCCUGAACGCCGACACCCCUCACCUGUCAUCCCGACCGCCCUCCUCUUCUGCCUCCCUGCAGCACCUUGCCCCUCCCCCUCCCCCUGCCCCUGCUGCCGGUGCUGCUGCUGCUGGUCCUGCGAUGCCGUCGGCCUUUCGUACCCUGCCGAAUCAAUCCGCCCGCCAUGCCCCCUAUCCUUCGAUCGCCAAAUCGCAAAUACAGCAGCAGCACCACCUCCCUUCCACCAAUACCUUUGCCAACGUCCGUGAACUCAUCGCCCGGCGUCGUCUGGCUCAGAUCACCGAUCAUGCCAAUGUCUUCGCCGGGUACACGAUCGUCAGCCCGGAAUUGGUGGUAGAGACCCUGCUGGGCCCGAUGGGCUCGAUCCCUCCAGCGACCGGCUUGGAGAAGCUCGAGUUGGCCAUGGCCCAGCAGCGGGUGCAGCCGCGGGCUGCUGACGGGACCUUACUACCGCCCCAAACCCUCAACAUGAGGUCGGAAGAGGUGACUCGACUACUUCAGAUGCUUCGAUUCUCGCUUGUCAGCCACCGCGAGCGAUUGGAUGUGAUCCAGAAGAAGGAGUCGGAGGGCGUCAAGCAGGAGACUGUCGACAGAGGGAGCAUCGCCGCGGCCAAGAUGCCGGGAAAGUAUGCUUUCCUCGACCAACAGCGGGCUCUAGCCCCCAACGUCUAUCAGUCCCCGUACAACAUGCCGUCUGGACUCUCGGAAUACGCCAAGAAGACAUAUGAGCUGAUUCCCUCCGCGGACGAGCCGCCCAAGGAGUCGCUCGCCAAUGGUUUCUUCGCCAGUCUGUCCCAGGCCGACAAGGACAAGAUCAUGAAGACAUGUGGCAGCUACGUGCAACGGGCCAUUGACCGAUCGGCCAGCCACAGCCGACACAGCUCCACGGCCUCCAAUCUCCGACUGUCAACGGCGCUCGCGCAGCAGACCGAAAACCCGACGAUUGACAUCACCACCGUUGAAGACCCACCGAUAUCAGGCCUCGAUCUUCCCUUGCAUGCAGACUCUCCAUGUUCCAGCUUUGGUAGAUCCCAUCUGCGGCUCCAGUCGCCGGGUGACUUCCCUAUCCACGGCCCCGAUCCCCACCCCGAUCAUCACGAUCUGUUUGGUGAUCAACAGGCCAACACCCGUUUCUGGCAGAACGGGCCGUGGGCCGCCGGCGACGGCAACACGCCCAACGAAGAGAAUCGACCGUUCUUCGGGCCCCAUGAGCGCCUGAAGCAUGACUACGCCUCCUCUGACAUCUCCUUGGGCAAAGGGCCCGGUUCUCUGCACUCGGUCGAUAUGGCUGGCUUCGGUUUCGAUACGGCCGAGGAUCUUUGCGCCGGCUUGAGCCCAUAG
Penicillium argentinense is the source of this 4197-nucleotide messenger RNA. Its product is annotated as putative jumonji family transcription factor. The transcript is spliced from 4 exons. Gene Ontology annotation, biological process: chromatin remodeling. The record is from RefSeq and is a predicted model, not a curated record. Gene Ontology annotation, molecular function: histone H3K9 demethylase activity; histone H3K36 demethylase activity. NCBI's taxonomy places the organism in Eukaryota, Fungi, Ascomycota, Eurotiomycetes, Eurotiales, Aspergillaceae. Gene Ontology annotation, cellular component: nucleus. Bases 1 to 4197 code for a protein of 1398 amino acids.